GUGGCGAACAAAGGCAGCCAUCUUUACUGUUGGGAGUUAGUAAAAUACUUCAACUGUAAGUAAACAGCGUCUAUGUGCCUAAAAUGUGACAUUUCAUUUCGGAAUAAAGUGUUAUAAGUACAAACAAAAAAUAGCUGAAUAUUUCUGCCAGUCUUAACGCACAUCUAACGAAAAUGGCGAGCAGAAAAAUCGGAUUUUUCCCUAUUGUUUGGACUAUUCUUGGUUUCGGAUUUGUAACGAGUAACGAAUAUACCAAAGUCGUAAGUGGUGGCGAGGAUAUGGAACCCCACGGCAGAUGUGAACCGAUAAAUAUUCCCCUCUGUAAGGAUAUACAGUACAACCAGACUAUCAUGCCGAAUCUUUUGACACACACAAAACAAGAAGACGCCGGGAUGGAGGUUCAUCAAUUCUUUCCACUCGUCAAAGUUCAGUGCAGUAAACAGCUCAAGUUUUUCCUGUGCACCAUGUACGCUCCUGUGUGCACAGUGCUUCCAGAAGCCAUCCCACCCUGCCGUAGUCUGUGCGUAGAGGCCCGAACCGGAUGCGAAACACUGAUGAAUAAAUUCGGGUUUGAGUGGCCGGCCAGCUUGGAAUGUGAGCAGUUUCCGGUAACCGGGCUUUGCGUUGGAGAAAACACCACUGAUCAUGCAAUAACGACCACCAAACCACCAAAUAAACCGUCUGGAGGUGGUGGAAGUAGUGGAGGAUCAGGGUCAGCGGGUGGUGGUAGUGGUUCUGGUGGCAGUGGCGGUGGAGUUACUAUCAAUCCAAGCUAUAGAAAAGAGGAUUUGGAAUGUCCCCUGGACCAGAUAGUGCUGGAAGGAUACGAAUACAAACUGCGAGUUGGGCCGAAAGAGAUUGACAACUGUGGAGCACCAUGUAAGGACAUGUUCUUUAAGGAUGACCAGAGAAGCUUUGCGCGGCACUGGAUAGGUAUCUGGUCCUUCGUGUGCCUGGCUUCCACCAUGUUCACCGUGAUGACAUUCUUGAUAGACAUGCAGCGAUUUCGUUACCCGGAAAGACCGAUAAUAUUCCUGUCAGGGUGUUACUUCAUGGUUGCGCUCGCCUACGUGAUUGGAUUCUUCCUGAAAGACGAAUACGCCUGUAGCGUUUUCACGCACAAAGACAAGCUGGGUGUCUCGAGUAUCACGCAGAGUGUCCCGCUGAUCACGCAAGGAACGAAGAAGGAAUGGUGCACAAUCCUCUUUAUGUUGCUCUACUUUUUCAGUAUGGCCUCUUCAAUCUGGUGGGUUAUUCUGACCUUAACCUGGUUCCUGGCGGCAGGCAUGAAAUGGGGUCACGAGCCCAUCGAAGCCAACUCACAGUACUUCCAUCUGGCUGCCUGGGCUGUCCCUGCCAUCAAGACCAUAGCCAUUCUUGCGAUGGGGAAAGUGGAUGGUGAUGUGUUGAGUGGAGUUUGUUAUGUGGGUAUUUCGAAUGUAGACGCGCUCCGAGGAUUCCUUAUAGCCCCAUUGGUUGUUUAUUUAAUAAUAGGCACGUCAUUCCUCUUGGCAGGUUUCGUGUCCCUAUUUAAGAUUCGCACCAUUAUGAAGUCUGACGGUACCAAGACGGAUAAGCUCGAAAAACUCAUGGUGCGAAUCGGUAUUUUCUCUGUUUUGUAUACCGUGCCAGCGACGAUAGUUAUCGCCUGCUAUUUCUACGAACAAUCGUCCAGAGAUGCCUGGAUGACAUCUUGGUGGGCGGCUAAUUGCAAAGGCUUUAAAACAUCAGGAAGCGAGUACCUGUGCCAAAUGACGGACGUUAAGCAGCUAUCACCAGAUUUCAAUGUUUUCAUGAUCAAAUACUUGAUGUCGGUGAUUGUUGGCAUCACCUCAGGAGUUUGGAUCUGGACGGGGAAGACUUUGAACUCCUGGCAAGGGUUUUACGCACGUCUUUGUGGGUCCCGGUCCCACCGUAAUCAUGAAGCCGUUGUGUGAAAGAUAUCGACUACAUGUAAUAAUGGGGUCUUCCCACCAAAGUAUUGAACCAUGUGCAUGUCAUAGUGUAAAUUACAUGUUCUGUAGUCAAGUUGUGAAAUUCAAAAUGUCAUUUCAGUUCAAGAAGUAAGAAUGGGAUAUGGUGUCUUAUUCUGAAAUGCAAAAUUGCAGUGUAUCUGCAUUCUGCAAACCUGGGACACGUAUUUUAUGUGCAUUUCAUAGUGUGAAUUGUGAAAUUCAAACAGUCAAAAGGAAUUUGGUAUUUUGUUCUGAAAUGCAAAACUGUUUGCACUCUAGCAAAGCUCUGACAUUUGUGCAUCAGUUUUACAAGACUUAGUGGAAGGCCAGAAACACAUUUAUCUCAUAAUCUGGUAUCUAAUUAUGAUAUUUAAGAUUAUGACUUAUAUUACUAAAUGUAAUUUGUGUAAAACAAUAGCUGUGUGUGAUUGCCGGCGCAUGCAUGUCAUGAUGUGUAUUGUAUGGCCUGUUAAAAGUGACCAUGCAUUUUGCCAAAGAACGUUGUCCAUAUCUGAAAUGAAAGUAGCAUUUGUUUGAGCGUCAGCCUUUUGUUCUGUAUUAUGAAGUCUCUUUACUGUAACAUCAUUUUAUGUUAGUUUUGUGAAUACUUAAAUUUGAGAUUUCUGACUUAAGGAAUCGGUCAUUUUCCAAAGUGUUUGUGCUAAAUUUGUGGAUAGAUCAACCCAUUAAAUCAACGAAAAAUAAUACAAUACUACAAAUACAUGUAAUAAUGAUUUUACAGUAUUAUAAAUUCUCUACAUCUCCCUGAAGUUAUUGACUCCAGUCCUGCUUGUUCAUUGUUAUGUCAGUAAAUUGAGAUAGAAAAGUAAAGCAUUUGCACUACAUGUAUUUUCAUGUCAGAUUUUGUGAUGUACAUGUUUUUUCAAUCCACAUAGUAACUUGUUCGUGUUUUAUAAUUUCAAAUUAAAUUAAGAAAAACUACUAUUAUUUUAGUAAUAAAUAUUUAAUUACUAAUUUAUAAGAAUUAAGAUAAUGACUUUUGAGGAUUUUUAGCCGACGCACUGUUCGGUAUAUGUAUAUUAUUUUAGUUGUAAAAUGAUUUUUUUUAUGUUAAGUAAUUUACUGUAUAAAAUGGUUAUUGUAUGCAUGUUUGCAGUAGAUCUUAAGGGGUGUUGCGGCAGUUUAUUUAACCGAGAAUAUAUUUAUAGCAACACCGAUGAUGCUAUUAUCACAACUCAAUUUUUUUGUUAUCAGUAUCAUCAGAAAUGACCGAGUUGGUUCAUAAUUCAAUUGUCAGUGGUUCGAUCCCAGGUGGGGUUAACUUUUUUUUUUACUUUUUUUUUUUUUUUUUAAUUUCAUUCUUGUUUUAUACUGGAGCUUUUUAGUCAUGUUAUCUUAUUAAUCAAUUUAAAGCAUUUAACCCUUUCAGUGCGGGAACCGAAUUUUGAAGGCCUUUGCAAACAGUUUGGAUCCUGAUGAGACGCCACAGAACAUGGCGUCUCAUCAGGAUCCAAACUGUUUGCUAUUCUGAUAGUAUUCUUUGAAAAAAAUCGAAGAAAAUGCUAAUUUUAGAAAUUCAGCAGACGACAUUUUAGCAGAAGACAAAUUACCCAGCAUGCAAAGGGUUAAUCACAAACUUCAAAACAAGCCGAAAUCUGUGAUCAAGUACAUGUAAGUUAUUAAUGAUUAAGGUCGAGUUUGAUACUGUAUGGUAUUAUGUUUGUGAUUAAAUAUUGGUUUUUAUUAAUGUCUUUUGGUAAGCUGUUGUGAUCCCAGUUGGCAGUUAAGAUUGUAAACAAUUUCUAAUGUUUAUGCAUAUUUCUAACAAUCUAUGUACCGGUACUUGGGUUUUGCCUAAUUGAUGUAUUUUUAUAAAUGUUGACAUAGACGGUAGGGAUAGUUAAAACAAAAAAUCUCGGUUAAAAGUUCGGUGACCCCCUUUUUUUAUUUGUGUUUUAUGAUGACAACACGUAGAUGAUCAUAUAUGAGCAGUUUUGCAGAAUUCUAUUUGACAGAAUUUUUUUAAAUUACAUUUUGGUGUUAAAAAUAGUAAAAAAUUGAUGUUUUUUGGGGUGACAUAAAAAUUUAAAAAAAAAAUAUUUUUUUUAUUUAACUUUUGUUCUCCAUUUGUUUGGCAUUGUGUUGUUAAAUUAAAUGGUAUUUUAUGUAUCUCAGUUUAUAUAAUAUCUAUAUGUUGUCUAUUUCAUAGGUUAUUAAUUGGUUUGAGGCAUGCAAUUAGAGAUUUUCCAGUUUAAAUGAAAAAGUACAUGUUAUAAAAUGGUGAAUAAAAUCAAAAGAAGGCCGGUGACCCAAUAUUUUUAUUUCAUUUUUCAUAUAGUAUUUGCAUAUAGUACUUGGUGGAAAAAAAUCAGUAAAACUGCAGCAACACCCCUUAAAGCAGCAAAGGCUCUGUGUCAAUUGUUUUAUUAUUGUUUAGUAACUUAUGUUUUGUCAUACUUCAUUAUAUGUAACUGUUUAUGUUAAUUGUAAAACUGCUAGCAUUUGAUUUAAUUUUAAACCUUUUACACUUUUACCAACCAUACUGGGGAACAGUUUCUUUGUGAUAAUGUCUCUAAUUGGUUCCCUAUCAUUUUCUGUUGUACCUGGAUUGGAUAUAAUUUCAUUUUGUAAUAACAUUUUGUCUUCUAAAUACCUAUGCAUAUAAUUUAUUUUAGUACAAGCCUUGUUUUGGACCAAAAGUUAACGAUCCAUAAACAAUGCCCAACACCAACUUACCAUUCAUUUUAUUGGGACAUACGUGUACUUCCAAACUGAAAGCUUGCUUUUAAUUCUCCCCAUUUCAAUGGUUUCCAUUCCACCAGACAGCUCUAGCAGACAUAAUGACUAAUGAGAAGUUAUGUGCUUAGGAAACAUCUGCCAACUUGAGGCGUUUUUGAAAGGCUUGAACAAAAAUGACAUAAGAGAGCCCGUUGCACCAUUAAGAACUACUGUUUCUGCUAUAAACCUUGAGACCUGAUAGAUGAUGGGAUUUGCCUACCCUGUUCAUAUUUUGUUUAAUGAUUGUAGGAUCAAUCAGGCAGAAUGAAAUUAAUUCUGGUUUCGUGUCCUGCGAAUGGUGACUGAGGUACCUUUUGAGAAAACUGGUCUUAAUGCCUGUGCGUCAAAUGUUGUCCCACUUAAGCAUGUGCAGUCUGUUUGCACAGGCUUAUUAGAGAUGGCACUUUACACCUACACUGGAUUUUCGUUUAGAAGACGCUUCCUCAAAGCGGAAAAUACCAUUGCAUUGGAAAGUGUGGUAUCUGAUUAGCCUGCAUGUACUGCGCAGGCUAAUCUGGGACGACACUUAAUGCUCAUGCGUUAGUCCCAGUUUUCCUAGAGGGUGGUUCAUUCAUUAAAUUUGAUGUUUCUGCAUUCUUCAAAGUCAACACAUUUUUGUACUAUCAUUUACUUCUUACUGUAAGCGUUGAAAAGCAAAACUUCGAAAACGGCUGCUCAAAAAGGCUUUUGAAAUUGAAAGACAUUGUUUCUUGUUCUAUAAUUAUUGAGAGAGAUUCUUCAAACAAAAGCAUGUGCAUGUUUAGCUGGUCUUCAAAUCUCCUACCAGCCAGAUGCUGUUGAAGAAAUCUAAGAAUAACCUAACCUAAACAGAUGAGUGAAUGAAUUUUCUUCCACUCCCAAGAUAUAAAUUGCAAGUCUGCCCCC
Molecule: messenger RNA, 5579 nt
Organism: Dreissena polymorpha
Lineage: Eukaryota; Metazoa; Mollusca; Bivalvia; Myida; Dreissenidae
Product: frizzled-2-like
Exons: 2
Coding region: 174-1937 (587 amino acids)
Biological process (GO): non-canonical Wnt signaling pathway; canonical Wnt signaling pathway
Cellular component (GO): plasma membrane
Molecular function (GO): Wnt-protein binding; Wnt receptor activity
Source: RefSeq, a predicted model, not a curated record